Drosophila sulfurigaster albostrigata is the source of this 2480-nucleotide messenger RNA. RefSeq lists its product as uncharacterized. The record is from RefSeq and is a predicted model, not a curated record. Bases 163 to 726 code for a protein of 187 amino acids. Lineage: Eukaryota; Metazoa; Arthropoda; Insecta; Diptera; Drosophilidae. The transcript is spliced from 5 exons.
UAGCGUGCGCCUAAAUCAAGUAACCAAAAAUAUUUUGUUCAGUGCAGCUUCGAACUUUUUUACUUUAUUUAUUUAUUUUAUUUGCUUUUUUGUUAUUGUGCUACAAUUUAAUUGUAUUUUUUUUUUUUUAAGUGAACAAUUGCAAAAAUACAACCAAAAAGAAUGCAAAUUUUAAGAUCGAAACAAUUGUUGGGACUGCUUUUAAUCGGCAUUUCGUUAUUGCAACUGAGCGUUGCGACGUCGAAGGAUUCUGGCAGCGAUCUAAAAGAAUCAGAUGUGCCACAUGUGCGACACAAGCGAGGCUUCUUUUGGGACUUUUUUCAAAAGAUCGCCAUAACCAAAAACCUAAUUACCGAUCAAUAUGCAGACACACGGAAUACUUUAAAUGACAUUUACAAUACAGUGAACGAGCAGUUUAGCGAUCCGGGGCCAAUGAAACCGACUUCUCAACCGAGAUCAACAACAGAAAGAGUGUCUUCCAGCGACGAAGAGGGCAGCGAUCUGCCUUCAUCUACGACUGAGGGUUUCAGCAUUUCCCGCUAUGAGCUCGGACGUAUUCUGGGUCGCAAUUUCCGUGGCAUCCAACGCUUGGCACAGACCGAAUUUCAAGAGGCGCUCAAUGCAACACACUAUAAUUUAAAAGAAUACAAAGCAGAGGCCGAUAAACAGUUUGCUAAUAGUUUGGCAGUGGAAAAGAAAAAAACUCUAAAAAGUCUAAAGGGCUGAAGGGCGAUUGACUCUUGAUUUUACUACCACUUCAAAUAUUUUAUAAUCAUUGUGAUAUGCUGGAAAAUUAAUGCAUUACUUUUGUAAUUUAAGCUUAGUUUGUAUGGUUUUUUUUACGUGUACAUAAUACAUUUUGUUUGGUGACGAAUAAAAUACGCUGAAAGUUAGGUGUGGUAAAGAUUUCAUUUCAUUUGACACUUGUCGUUACUCUCUACUAUUUUGCGUCAAAUUAAAAAGUUUUCAGUAAUACUUAAUUUUAUUGAUAAACUUAUAAAUACAUACAAUAGCAUCAGGAAUACAAUAAAAGUCUUAAAACAUGGGGCAACAAAGCCAACAAAACACAACAAAAAAAAGUAACCAAAUGUCAAAAAAGAUGAAAACUGAAAGCAGAAAAUGGAGAAUAGAAAACAGAAAACAGAAAGCAAACAGACAGCCAAUAGGAAAAGUGUCCUAGGGAAAAGUUGUAAAGAAAUAUAAAAAUUGUUUUUCAAAAUAUCUUGACGCAAACAAACACAACAGCGAUAAACGCACACAUACAGCGACACACACACACACACACACACCUCGCACACACUACUCGCAAGUUACUUCUGAAAUCGAAGUAAAGUUGCAAACAAAUUCAUAAAGCAAAGUGACAACACAAAGACAGCCCUUGUGGCAACUGCAUGCAACAAACACAUAGCAAAAACCACUAAAAGUGUCAUAAUUCGAUGCCCAUGAGAUGCCUGUCUCGAAAGUACGUCGGCCAAAAACUUUUGCGGCGGUAAUGAAUGCCAGGCUGUGGCUGUUGUUCUUCCAACUUCCAACUUCCAGCGCGUAUGAGAAUGAACCCCAACGCCGACUUUUAUACUUACCAUACUCUAUACUUUAUAUAUAUGAAUGACAUUGUACCAGACCGCAGUCAUCUCCCUUCCGGUUUUAUCCAAUGUCUACUGUCAGCAGUCUGCAGUCUGUAGUUGCAGGUUGCAGGGUCUUCAAAGUUGCACAAACAACUGCCACCAACAAUUGUUUCAUGCGCCGAGCGAAUCUUUUCUCUUUGAAGGUGUGCUGCUUAGCUGCUUCACUACAAUUAGAAUUUCACAAAAUUGAGUCAAACAUUGUUUAAUGUUAUGUGUUUUGAGUCAGCACAUAGCUUCAUUUAGACGUUGUCAAAGCAUCUUUCGCAUGGCUUAGAUAAAUCAAUUGGCUUUAGAGAUAUGAAAACUCAGUUAUAUAAACACAAAAAUUAAAGCAGAUUACGUUUUGCAGCUUGCUGCAUUUUGUUUGAACAAUGCCAAUCACAAUCUUCUUAAUUCCCAAGCAAUGUUUUCUAAAUUCCCAAACAAUGAAAACAUUCACACUAUUACCAUAAAUCAAUUUUAUUUUACUGUGUAGCAAGUCUUCUCAUUUACAUAGUUAAAAUAAAGUGAUGAUUAGUAUAAAUUUUCAGGCGGAAAAUUUUAUUAGCUGUGCCAAACAAAAACUGAUGUUAAUGUACAUUAAAAUUCAGCAUCGAAAGGUGGAUCCGUAAAUUACAUAUACUAGAUAGAUAGAUAAGAAAGUCUGUAACAAAACAUUUAUUUUAUGCCUUUUAUGCAACAUUUCAUUUUUAUACUGAUCUUUUAAUGUGAUCUGGAUAUUUUGUAAUCAGCCUUAAAAGGCAUGUUUGUAAAUUUUUUAUAGUUGUUAAUCACAAUUUGUACACUUUUAAUUAUCUUAAAUAUAUUUAUUUCAUGGUUGGUUCUUAAAUUUGUUAUCGAUCUUCCCAUAUGAAG